Messenger RNA from Nicotiana tabacum (common tobacco), 615 nucleotides. RefSeq lists its product as uncharacterized. The record is from RefSeq and is a predicted model, not a curated record. NCBI's taxonomy places the organism in Eukaryota, Viridiplantae, Streptophyta, Magnoliopsida, Solanales, Solanaceae.
AUGACCUUUAACAAUUUGGCUUUUGACAGUAAACCUGUUUACGUGAAUGAUUCCUUGCAUUGGCUCAGAAGUGAUGGUCGUGUUCUUGCUUUUAAUACAAAGAGAGAAGAGGCUACCAUUCUUGACCUUCCCGAGUUCAUCAAUCAUCAUAAUCUCAUCUUCGACAUCAGGCUUGGUACAUGGUUAGGGAUAUCAAAAGGUUUACUUACCCUUUUUUGCAUUUUCCAGGAAUCCAUAGUCAUUGCUGCUUAUGAUUACAUAAGCAGCAAUUGGAGAUUUACUCACACUUCGGACAAUGUCAUUACUGGUCAUGUGAACGGCUAUAUUGAUGGUUUUCCAAUCUGGUUUGACAGCAAACAAGUGCUUUUCCUACAAGGUAGUCGUCGGUUGAUACGACAUCAGUAUUUGUACGAGUAUGAUUCUGUGACCAAUGGGUAUAAAAAAGCUCAAGUUUUAAAUAAAGACUAUAUGAUCAAGGACUACCUCUGCUCCUUCGAACCAACUCUAGCCAGUGUCCACACGACAUUUUUAGAUACAGUCCGUGAUAAACAUCGGCCAGCUAUUAUUGCAACGUUAGAUGAGCCCCAACGAUUUAUUACUGAAGGUAUUAGAUAG